Messenger RNA from Monascus purpureus, 1283 nucleotides. Lineage: Eukaryota; Fungi; Ascomycota; Eurotiomycetes; Eurotiales; Aspergillaceae. The record is from the annotation of a GenBank genome assembly.
UUUCAUUCCACUGGAACCCCCAAGAGAAGGCCAAAACGAAAUGGAAACAAUGCAAACCAUCACCACUCCAUCCCCAUCAUCCCUCCUUUGGGCCCACGAAAUCCGCCGCGAAAACAUUCACCUCCUAAACCAACUAGACGCGACACGAACCUCGCUCUCCUCAACGACCCAGACAACACAGACAUUGAAACAGUCCGUUGCAGAACUUACGCAACUCGUACGCGAGCUUGGGGCUGAGAAUCGCGUCCUCCACGAUACUCUGGAUGAUGUACAGAGAAAGCUUGCUCUUUUGGGGGAUAGAGUCGAGUCUACGUCUACGUCUACAGUGACUUCGCUUGAGUCGUUGGGGAGGAGGGUCGGUGGGCUUGAGGAUGAAAUUGGAGUGAGUAGAGGAAGGAUUAGUGCUUUCGAAAGGCAGCUGAGGGGUGCUGUUAGUGGUGAUGAAGUGAGAGAGAUGGUAGGAAGGGAACUGCGGGCGUCUAGGGUCUGCUUUGGUACAGCAAGGAAGGAUGAUGAGAAUCCCGAUGUGCUCGUUCCGGAUUCAGUGCCCUUCACUAAUACUAAUACCUCUACGGCGACUGUCGAGAAUCCGGGUUCAAUCCAGGACCGAAACAUCUCAGUCCUUGACUCGAUAGAGGGGAUCACUAGGGAAACUCGCGAAUCCCAGUACCAGGACUGUGACACAACUAAAGACGAAAAGGGAGAACACGGGCCAAAAGAGCAAGUUGAGAUGGCAUCAGUGAGAGGCGGAAACUCCUACAACUUUGAAAUCGAAAACUUGAAGCAACGUGAGAGGACUCUCUCGGAGUACCUCUCCUUUGCCGUUGAGGUUAGACGGCAACUCCCUCCGCGGAAACGGGAGGGGGUUAUCGUGGAAGCUUUCGUGGGAGGGUUGGAUAAUCUGUAUACUCGGGAACUACUGGAGAAACAGAUGGAUAGGGAUGGAUGGAGCUGGGGUGUGCUUGAGACGGUAUUGAAUAACAUCAUUUCUGAGCAAGGAGGAAGAGACGUACAAGCUAUUAGUGAUGGAAUAGGAUCCAACGCCCGCGGAGAAACUACCGACAGCAAAGGGAGUACUGGUUGCAGGCCCGACGGGCAUGGGAUGGCUAACGAUACCAACCUGAAGCAGAGGCACAGGAAGAAGAGGAGGUGUAUUCCUAUUGUACCGGUUGAUGAAGAUGAUCUGUUACCCUAACCUUGAACCAUGGCCAUAGCCAUGGUUCGUUUCAACGCCAAUUACGAGAAUUCACAUUUGUACUUUUUAUUCCAGGCAUGUUGAAGGC